Molecule: messenger RNA, 4196 nt
Organism: Linum trigynum
Lineage: Eukaryota; Viridiplantae; Streptophyta; Magnoliopsida; Malpighiales; Linaceae
Source: the annotation of a GenBank genome assembly
UCCAAUCCUUGAUCCAUAUGUACAACAAAUGAUUGGUUGAAGUUAAGGGAAAAUAAGUGAGUCACUAGGUUCUUCCUUGAACUAGUGUUGCUCAAUAUGAACAAGUAAAUCACGUAAAUUCUUGUAUUUGGCUUUUGUGUUUCUAUUACUUCUACAUUCCAGUUUGGUUUGCUCUCCAUUUUCAUAUCUAACAAACUCCACAAAGAUUGGUUUCACUAUAUUGAAAUCGACUUGAGAUAUGAGAAGUUGCGACUACACUCUUGUUUGAGUAGUUCGAUUGUAUUGAAAAACUAAUUAGAACAAUCACCAUCAUAUAACAAUAUUAAAAUCAUUUCACUGGUUGAUUGGAAGGAAUUAGUGAGUCACUAUCUCCCACGUUUAUAGGGAAAAUGAAACAAGUGCACAAAUUAUCUUAAAGGUGUAGUAGUUCAUAUUACCUCGACGGUGUAGAAUAUUUUUGAAUUUCAGUCACUAAUUUUUAUUAUCCAUCAUCGAAUUAUGUAAUAAUUAUUUAGGUCUUUUGGACCCGAUUGGUAAUAAUUAAAUGGUAAGAUGCAAUUUCAUUCCGUUAAUAAAAAUGUGUGUAAGAAAAAUCGAAAAUUCCCCUCUCUCAAAAGUCAAAAUCGAUUAGAUAGUGAUUGAUUUAUCAUUUAUGCCACAAUGAAGCCAUGAAUCUAGCAUUUUGUUUAUUAAGUUGGGCCGACACAAAGAAGAAGAAGCAAGAAUAAGCUGGAUCCGUUUUCCUGAAGCACACAAGGAUGAGUGGGCCAUUAAGGCCCAAAUCGAAAUGCAAAAUAAAAAGUAGUGGAUUUCCCCUUUGGUUCCUCAUUCGUCGUAGGAAAAUCGUUCCCUGGCCGGCAUCCUUACUUCCGCUUCUUUGGAUUCGGCGGGCGGAGAUGACCGGUGGUGUUUUUGCAGGCCGAGAAUCUGUUUCAUGUACGCUUCUCGUCGUUGCUUUAACGCUCUCAAAUUCUCGGCAAAGGUCUACGGACAUGGUAUUCAGAAGACGGCGGAGAGGGUAGCUCUUCAGAAGUGUUUUUUUGCCCACACCACCCACCUGUUCGAUGAAUUGCCUCACAGAAGCCUGUCCUCCCUCAAUUCUCAACUCGCAGUUCACGCUCGCGGAGGUAGCUUUCAAGCUGUGUGGGAUUUGUUCCGACGAAUGCAUUGCACCUCAAUUCGGCUCGAUGCCUACACUUUCACCCCUGUCCUCAAUGCUUGUUCUGCUCUGCCAUGCCACGAACGCGGGAAACAAGUGCAUUCGCUGAUGGUCAAAGCGGGCGCGGAUUCAGGGACCAUCAGCAAGACGACCCUUAUGGAUAUGUACUCCAAGUAUGGAUAUUUGGUGGAUUCAGUGGCCGUAUUUGAAGAGAUGGAGUUUCCUGAUGUUGUGAGUUGGAAUGCUUUGAUAUCGAGCUAUUUGAGGAAGGAUCUUGUCAAGGAAGCACUUGGUGCCUUUUGUGGAAUGAGGGAUCAAAGGGUGGAGUUUAGUGAGUUUACUUUAUGUUCCGUGCUUCAAGCAUGCAACUUGUUGAAGGCUUCUCGACUGGGUAAGCAAGUUCAUGGCUUGGUGAUUGCGAUGGGACGUGACCUGGUGGUCUUGUGCACUGCUCUGAUUGAUUUUUACUCAGAAAUUGGAGAUAUUGCCGGAGCUAUGGUGAUUUUUACUGGGUUGAGUUGGAGAAAGGAUGAUGUGAUGUGUAAUUCUCUGGUUUCUGGUUGUGUGAAGAACAAGAGAUACAAAGAAGCAUUUGCUGUAAUGAAUAUGAUGAGACCAAAUGCAGUUCGCCUCACCAGCGUUCUCACUGCUUGCUCAGAGAUUUCUGAUCUACGGACUGGGAUGCAGAUUCACUGUGUAGCUACACGUUUUGGGUUUGUUUCAGAGACUCAAUUGUGCAAUGCAUUGUUAGACAUGUAUGCUAAAUGCGGUAAGGUUUCUGAUUGUAGAUCAGUAUUUGAUAAAAUAUGGAACAAAGAUGUUGUUUCGUGGACUAGCAUGAUAGAUGCAUAUGGAAAGCACGGGUAUGGAUAUGAAGCUCUUGAGCUGUUCGAGAACAUGGGGAAGGAAGGAAAUGCCGUGUUGCCAAAUUCUGUUACGUUUCUUGCUGUUCUAUCGGCUUGUGGUCAUUCAGGCUUGGUGGAAGAAGGCCUCCAGAUAUUCAAGCUUGCCAAGGGGAAAUACGGUUUGCAGCCUGACAUAGAGCACUACUGUUGUUUCAUAGAUGUACUGGGCAGGGCUGGCCAGAUAGAAGAUGCUUGGUCCUUGUAUUAUGAGAUGGUUGGCUACGGGAUUCAGCCUACAAGUGGCAUAUGGGCUUCACUACUCAACGUUUGUAGUCUAAACCAAGAUGCUUCAAGAGGGGAGUUAGCUGCCAAGAAUCUCUUGGUGCUGGAACGCAACAAUCCUGCAAUCUGCGUGCUGCUGUCAAAUUUCUAUGCAUCCAUUAAAAGAUGGGAGACUGUUGGCAGCCUGAGAAGCAACAUGGCGGAUGAAGGGUUGUCGAAAGAAGCUGGAAGCAGCCGGGUCAGCAACCACUUAUUUACAAGUUAAGGAAUAUCACAAGUUCUGCGUUUCAGGUAUUACUAUUAGCAGGUUGACGGUAUGGUCAAGAGGAAACAUAUCUUGAGCUGCCUGCUGCUGGAUUGCACAUUUGCUAGUUGCAUACCGAAUAACAUACCAGUCAAUCAUCCAUAUCCAUUUUUGGUCUUUGGCCAUCGUUUUUUGGCGAAUUCCGGGCCUUGGUUGAAGGUGAAGAUAUUUUAAGGGUGCAUUGAUUGCACUGCUCUACAGUCAGGGCAGACAGACCAAUGAAGUUCCACAGUAAUGGUUCUGAAUCUCUGAGAAGAUGGGUGGAAAGCAUGAUCAUGACUUUGUUAACUCUUUUGUUUAGUGGUAGUGUUAGUCGUCUUAGUUGUUGGUAAUCAUGCAAACGGGUGUUCUGUGAAAAGCUGUAUGGUAGGGGACGUGAAAAAAUGAUUUAGGUUCUCCCCUUCAUAUGCAUCCUUGUGGUACUGUUUUGUCUGGUUUUGAUUUGUUGUUUAGGGCCGCAUGUGGGGCAAGGUAUGCUCUAUGGGCACAUGGGUGCUGACAAUCCGGACAUGAUGGUAGUAGUACCAAAUGGCAAAUGGGACACUGAUUCAUUUCCCUCUCAGCCAGGGUAAAUGGUUCUUACCCUUUUCCUUUAACAUCAGAUUAUCAAAGUUUAUAAAAUUUGAUCUACAUGUGCUUGAUCUGUUUCUCUUCUGGGUAUUGAUCUGCAAAUCUUUGAAUAUUGCCUCAUUAAGUCCAUGAACUCACCUUGCUGUUGAGAACUGGUUUUAAGGUAUAAAGGUUGCUGGGCUGGCUGUUUUUUUUUUCUUCUUCUUGCUGCAUGUCAUUCUUGGGAUAUUUUCUGUAGCAAAUAUGUGCAAAAGUAUUAUUCAGUAUAUAUGUUAUGUGUGAAUUCUGGACCAGUCUGUUGAACCAUAAGUUCACUGGUGCAGUGGUGCCUCUAUAAUGAAAGUGGGUCAUCUCCCUCAUCAGUCAUCUCAUCUCCUCUCUUUGCAUUUGUAUGAAACACAGAGAGAUAUUGUGUUGUGAAUUGUUUUGGUGUGUGUGUUUGUGGGUACGUUGUCCUAUGGCCAUGUCACCAUGAUACUUCACCAAAACGCAUUGAAUUGACUCUGUGCAGAGAGAAGGGUGUCGUUAGAUAGUGUUGCAUGGUCAGAAUCGAGUUGCUGGCACAAUUAGGAUUUAGGAAUGGUACCCUAAGUUCGGUCAAACCGGAAAUAUAUAAUACCGGAUAUGGGUAUGAAGAUUGAACCGAGAUUAAAGCACGAUGUUAGCUUAAAAUAUUAUACCACUGAUUUUUCCGAUAUAAUCUCCGGUAAGAUUUCGCAACCCCUAACUCAAUCGCUUUGAGAAUGUAUAUCAAGGUGAAACGAAUUAUAUUAUGGUAUUGUUUCGCAGUGGAAACUAACAUUUUAAGUGUGAACAUGUAUAAUAAGAUAAUAUACUGGGAUGAAGUGUGGGCGGUUCUUCGUUCUUGCCGUGCUAAGAGCAUUUGAUAUUGCAUUUCCAAUUGCAAAAUGACAUGUCAUAGGUUUUGCAAUUACAAAACCAAUUACAUUGAUGUUGCUAUCCAUUGCAUAUUUGCAAGAUUGCGAAAAAUGCAAUUGCAUAUGAAAGCUAAAAUUACUAAAACAAGAUCCUUUAU